CUCCACUUCCAUCAAACUACCCCGUUCUCCAGCCCUUUUUUUUAUUUGCACAUCCUUCUUUCUCAGCGAUUGCGUCGACCGCCAUAACUCUGGCCUCUUUCUUCCAAGUUACGAAAAAGCGCAUUUCGAAAAUUUUCCCCGUGUCAGCAUGGAAUAUCACUUUGUCCCCCCGGAGGAGCGUGCAAGAAAUGAGAAGGGCGAGCUUUUGCCCUGGGGUUAUGUUUACAAGGACGAAUCCCGCAAUCCACGCCGCGCCCCCGAGGAAUCAGGCCCAUUCGGCAAGCGCCGCAACGCCCGGUACGAACACACACGGUCGCGCACCCGCACCGGCACGCCGGCGGCCAAGCGCGAGAACCCCAACGUGACGGAGUUCGGGCGCCUGUUCGCGGCCCAGCAGGAGGACGAGAAGGUGCACAGCCACACGCUACCGAAAUCCGCGUCGGCGUCGAACGUGGAGAGCCUGCGCAAGCAGCAACAGCAGCAACAGCAGCAACAACAACAGCAACAGCAGCAGCAGCAGCAACAAGAAGCGGAGAAGGUCGCGACGGAGUGCAUCCUGUACGGGUACAAGAGCAAGGACGGGGAGUGGAAGGUGCUGGACAAGUACGAGCGGAUCUCGCAGGGGUUUAUCUGCGAGGACUACCCGCGGACGGAUCCGCACGCGCCGACGGGGUUCUCGCAGCUGCUGAGCGGCGGGGACGUGGUGAUCCGGACGGGGCUGUCGGCGGAUGCGAACCGGAAGUCGAAGCGCUACGCGGGCGGGUACCACUGGAUCAAAGUCACGUUCGACUCGACGACGGCGGCGGACCGCGCGUGUUUCUUCUCGCCGCAGGAGAUCGACGGGCACCUGGUGUUCUGUGAGCUGUACCAUGGCCGCGGCCCCGCGGAGGAUGCGCCCAUCGUGGCCGGGUCGGCGGAGGCGCUGCGCGUGCAGCAGUCCAAGGCGCCCCGCACGCUGACGACCUCGCAUUCCACCGCGUUCCUGCCCACGGGCUCCGACAAGGAGCGCCAGACCUUGCCCCGGUCGUUUGCCUUCGGCAACCUGUCCUCCUCGGUGCCGGCGGAUCUGAUGGCUGAGGAAGGGGACUCGAUGGACUCCACGCCGACGGCCAGCUCGACCACAGCCAUGGGGCUCGAGCAGCCGCCGACGGGUAGUCUGCUGCUGCAGCAGCGCUCCGUCACCAGCGCCCCCUCCGCUGCGCCACCACCCAAACCCGAAUCCGACUUCAUGACCCAUAUCCCCACGGUGCGGCGGACGAAACUGCGGCCGUUGACCGAGGCCCUCCCGCCGCAGCCCACCUUGACGGAACGGGUGCUGCGCUCCAUCCCCAUCCUCAGCUGGUUCACGGGCGAUAUCGUGGGCGACGGCCCGCAACUGCGCGAGGACGGCGCCUUCGACUACGACAAGUCCAACACAUACUGGCGGUUCUGGUACAUGAUCGACCAAAUCAUUGGCUCAGACAUCUGCGGCCUGAAGGAAGAGUCCUCGGAGGCAGCUGUCGCAACGUCCGCAGCAGCAACGACCACGGCCACGGAAUCUCCCGCAGCGCAAUCCCAACAACAACAAUUACACCACCGCUCCGCGUUCCCAGAUAAAGGCCCCCUCUUCUCGCGAACACCGCUGGAAGCCAUCGAGAACCCCAACGAUGAUACCACGACAACAACCAAAGCCCUCCAAUACUCCGGCUCCUCGAUGGGGCUGAAGGAACUGGACCCCCGCCGCCCGUUCUCCUGGGAUUGAUGUGAUGUCGAUGUUGACUCGGAGCCAGAAAAGUGGAAGAAGACAGACAGACAGACGGGCCCAGACCAGCUGGUGGCAACUGCGCAAGCAAAAACACCAUAUCCAUCCUGUACUAUAAACCCUUUCUCAUGUCUGCGCCAACGGUGGUUGCUCACACUUCUUGAUGUCAAAGAGAGCAAACAAGGGUGAAAAGAAAAAAGUCUGGUCUCAAGUUAUAUUCAUAUCUCCCCGCCUAGUCUUGUUUUUUUUUGGUCGUCUCCGCUGUUGAUGAACUUUCCAUUUCUACUUGCAUUUUUGUGGUUGUAGUGUUUGAUGAGUGAAAAAGGGCGUUACGGAUCUUUUGCUUGCUUGCACUCAUUUACGCGCGUGGAGAGGAGGGGAUAAUUGCAUAGGCACAUGGAUUUUUUGCGUAUAGACUACUAGGUAAUGAAAG
Messenger RNA from Aspergillus aculeatinus CBS 121060, 2174 nucleotides. RefSeq lists its product as uncharacterized. The record is from RefSeq and is a predicted model, not a curated record. NCBI's taxonomy places the organism in Eukaryota, Fungi, Ascomycota, Eurotiomycetes, Eurotiales, Aspergillaceae. Bases 149 to 1741 code for a protein of 530 amino acids. The transcript has 2 exons.